GUUGUUUUCGUGUCUUCUUCCCAAAAAUCCCCUGUCUCAUGAUUGUCUGUCUAUCCGUACCUCAGGACAACAUUCUUUCUACUUCAAGUCUUCAACACCGUGAACAUAAUUUGGUGGUGGAUCAUAUAGUCACGUGUCGUGGUUCUAGACACCGAAUAGGUCGCACCGCCAAUUUCACAUAUUUCACAUGAAAUUGGUGAUACAAAUCACUGAGACGAGUACGCAAGACUGUUCCUGAUCGUCAAACCACCAGAACCGGCCGAGUAAUAUAAUUUACAUCCUAGUAAAUGUCGUCCGACAAUGGAAUGAUAUUGAUGAGUAACUCUUCAAUUAUCCUCAAAUAUUCGAACACUUGGGCAGCAACAGAUUCUAGAUCCAGUCAAUGCGCUGUCGAAAAUAAGGCUGCUCAGGUGUUGAUAGACAAGCCUUGAAUAUACUUGUCCGUCUCUCACGCCGCCACGCAAUAUUAUCUAUGAACAAAAUGUUUCAUUGUUAGGUUGUGUACUUCACGGCUCCCAUCAUUAUCAACUCCCUUGUUGAACGGAAAAAGCUCCGUUGAUCCAACGUAUUCUACGGCGGUUAAGUAAGCGGAGCACCCGACGGGGUGCGGCAUGUUAUCCUCUGGGUAGUUUUUGCAGGCGACCUCUAUUCUACGAAGUAGGCUGUUCUUUUCUUCAAACUUUGUCGAGGUGACACAAUCAGUCCACUUGAGAAUCCCAAUUGGAAAUAUCUGCUGUACGACUGUUAUUUCCAAGUCUUUCUAGACGAAAUGCAAGUAUCUAUCCGUUCUCCAGGUUUCAUGAAGCUAGACACACCCUUUGCUCAUCUUGAUAAACGUCUAGUCCAGGCUUCUGGAAUCUGGUUGGCACAUGAGGGCGGUGAAGUGAGAAGCGGUGGACUCACCGUUGAAGAAGCCACAGGGCUGAGUGCUUGAUUCAAUGUACAGAUGUACUUAUCCGUAGCUAUCACUGGGGUAUAUACUUUUACCCCAACCUACCCUGAAGAUCAUUGAUCAAUAUGUAUAAAUAUGUAUGUAAGCACCCGUUCCUGCAGACACCUCGAUCUCAUCUCUUCGGAAAUCUACAGUAGUGGGAAAGAGAAGGAAAUUGAAGAUUGAAAUCUGGCAUACCAUUACAGCUUUUUCAAUGCUCCGAAUUGACCAAUCAUAUCGCACGACUUCCGGGUAAUAUAUGGCUUUGUCUAUUAUGGUAUAUCUAUAUUUGCAAAGAUUAUAGAUGCUGGGGUAGAAAGUCCCAGGUCCUACAAACUUAUCAUUUUUCCUUUUUGGGGGAAAAAGUAAAACAAAUCUGUCGUACUUUCUACAUCUCGGGUGCGUCUUCCUGCAGCUCAUUUUUUUUCUGGCAAGGUUUGGCACUUUGCACUCUUAUUGGGCUUCUUUUAUGGAGAGCUUUUUUUUUCUAUCGUCACCUUCUUGCAUAUGAUCCGCCCCUCUAUAUGCACCUUUUGCCUUCCACCCCACAUACUUCCAUACACACUACACAUACAUACAUACAUACACCUAUAUGCCAGCUUUCAUUUCACUCUCCCAAUGCCCCAUGACGAUCCGAGACUGCAAAUUACUACAGGUGUCUCCAGCGUUGGCUGGAGCAUCUCCACUCGCUGCUACUGUCUCAAGCCUCAAAUUGCUUUUUCUACACUUUACCGAAGUCGUCAGUAGGAGGUCACACAUGAGCUGUCCUAACCACCGAUGGAGACAACACACACGGCUCUAAGCUACGGGCGAUCGACGUUACUUCUUUGAAAUAUAUUUCAUCACGCCGAGACAAAUUCCAGAGUCAAGCUGCCGUGUUGCACAUGGGUAUGCAGAUGCAGAGCAAUCCAACUUUAUUUGACUGCCACCUCACAGUUUCAUAUCACUCUCAACACUCCCCCUCCUUCGUGAAGACUUUGAAGAGUACAUGCGGAUCAUCUAUAAGACCAGCUUCAAUUCCUGCGGAGUAUAACGCCAUUCCCGAACCCGCUCCCCACUGUUUCUCCUCCACAUCACUAGCACUCAAUCUCAGAUCUAGCUUGAAAGCUUGAACACUUUCAGACCUUCUAGUACGAAAUCACCAUUGAAGAUGUCUUAUUCAUCAUACAGUUCUGGCUCAGCUACAUGGCAAGAGAAGCUCGAAGAGAGAUGUCGCGAGGCACAAAUUCGUCCCCCAGUAUUUCAGAUCGUGUCAGAUAGAAGAGGUGGACGAACAGCAUGGUCUAGCACAGUAACUGUACAGGGCCAGAAUAUUUCUGCACGAUUCUGGUACGAUGGGCAGUACGUCAACAAUGCGAAAGAGGAUGCAGCAGAAGUGGCACUCAACCGUUUGACUGGAUCGAGCCCAACCUCACCUAUCCAAAGUCGAAUGAGCGGUAAUUUCAACAUGACCUAGAACUACCGAAACUGCGGCCGACGAUUCAAUUUAGCCUGUAGGAUAAGAGAUGAUAAUAGGAUGAUUUGCCGUUUGCUGCAGCUUCGGCAAGGAUGGGCGAAUGCCAAUAAUACUUCAGGCGUCGGAUGGUUUUCGCCGUGGAUUUUCACAGGACAGCAAGGGCGCUGGAGUUUGAAUGCGUACAUGUUAUUCCCAACAGUUUUCCGGAUAUGUUUUUCUUCUUGGGAGGUGGUGUGAAAAAGCUUGUUUUUUUUGGAGAUAUGGAAUAUAUUUUAUCACUUCGAAUCAUGGAAUGGUUCCAGAACUUGUUACUAGCAAUAAAAGUGGAUGUUCUCUUUGAAUUAUUAAGACAUGAAAUGAAUUAGAUACUGACUUACACAUCGAUUUAUGACCUGUGUGGUGGUUUUUAAGUGAGGUUCUUACUAUCAAGCGUGCAAAAGUAGAGGUCGAUGCCGUCACAG
Botrytis byssoidea is the source of this 2848-nucleotide messenger RNA. RefSeq lists its product as uncharacterized. NCBI's taxonomy places the organism in Eukaryota, Fungi, Ascomycota, Leotiomycetes, Helotiales, Sclerotiniaceae. Bases 2082 to 2387 code for a protein of 101 amino acids. The transcript has 4 exons. The record is from RefSeq and is a predicted model, not a curated record.